Oryza sativa Japonica Group (Japanese rice) is the source of this 1775-nucleotide messenger RNA. Its product is annotated as 14-3-3-like protein GF14-F. Gene Ontology annotation, cellular component: cytoplasm. The record is from RefSeq and is a predicted model, not a curated record. Gene Ontology annotation, biological process: signal transduction; intracellular protein localization. Lineage: Eukaryota; Viridiplantae; Streptophyta; Magnoliopsida; Poales; Poaceae.
GGCCGCAGCCACCCCCACCCCUCCAGGUCAAAGCCGCCGGGGCAGCCAGCCAGAGCCCGGCCGGUCCAAUGGCGCCUUGCCACGUGCCCCCUCCCUCCCCACCGGUCCACUGCGCCCAUCCCACGCAGCCCCCCUCUUCUCCUCGCGCGGACUCCCCGGUUUGACCGCGCAUCGCCACGCGUCGGCUCACCAUUGGCCGGGGCCGCGCCAAGGAGAGGCCAGGCGAGCUUCCCGAGGAGCCGCACCCGUCGCUUUCUAAUUUUUUCUUUUCUCCCACCCUCUCUCUCUCUCCGGUCUCCACUCCCUCCGCUCCUCCGCUCCUCGCCUCUUUUACCCGCUCUUCCCCCCGAUCUCCCCGGACUCCCACAGCCGCAGCGAACAAAUCCCGCGCGGGUUGGGAAGAGCGAGCUCGUGAGGAGAGCAGAGGGAAAGCGCGAGGGGGAAGGAGGAGGAAAGGUGCACAAGGUCAGACUAAGUUUGCGUUGAAGAACAAAGGAGAGGAAAAAUGUCGCCUGCUGAGGCAUCGCGUGAGGAGAAUGUGUACAUGGCAAAGCUUGCCGAGCAGGCUGAGCGUUACGAGGAAAUGGUCGAAUUCAUGGAGAAGGUGGCAAAGACCACUGAUGUUGGUGAGCUCACCGUUGAGGAGCGGAACCUGCUUUCUGUGGCUUACAAGAACGUGAUUGGUGCUCGGAGGGCAUCGUGGAGGAUCAUCUCUUCUAUUGAGCAGAAGGAGGAGAGCCGUGGGAAUGAGGCAUAUGUUGCAUCAAUUAAGGAGUACCGUAGCAGGAUUGAAACUGAGCUCAGCAAGAUCUGUGAUGGUAUCCUUAAGCUUCUGGAUUCCCACCUUGUCCCAUCUGCCACUGCUGCAGAGUCCAAGGUGUUCUACCUGAAAAUGAAGGGUGACUACCACAGGUACCUUGCUGAGUUUAAGUCAGGAGCUGAGAGGAAGGAAGCAGCUGAGAACACUCUUGUGGCAUACAAGUCUGCCCAGGAUAUUGCACUCGCUGACCUGCCUACAACUCACCCGAUAAGGCUUGGACUUGCACUGAACUUCUCAGUGUUCUACUAUGAGAUACUGAACUCACCAGACCGUGCUUGCAACCUUGCAAAGCAGGCGUUCGACGAUGCUAUUGCUGAACUGGACACUCUUGGCGAGGAGUCUUACAAGGACAGCACCUUGAUCAUGCAACUUCUUCGUGACAAUCUGACUCUCUGGACCUCUGACAAUGCGGUAUUUGCUCUAAUAUGCUUAUUAUUUUUCCUUUCAUUCAUUUAUACUGUAAUUGUUAUCAAAACGAUUUUCUGGCAUCUAAUCUUAUGUUCCUCUGUUCUUCUCCCUUCAGGAGGAUGGUGGUGACGAGAUCAAGGAAGCAGCGAAGCCUGAAGGAGAGGGCCACUAAUCUGUCCUGAAGUCUAUUUCUGAGUCCAUUUACUCAGCUACCUGCUGUAUUACUGGAUCAUAAGAUGUACUAGGAUCAAUUGCUAUGUGGAAUCAUAAGAUUAGGGCUGCGUAUGUCAAAAUGUGUCGAGCUGAAGUACCCAGUGGACACAGUUUAUGUGCACUACAUUGCUUCCGUGACUUAUUUACUAGUUAAUUAGCAACUUUCAACCACUUCCUGUAUUUGCAGCACAUUAUUAGUAUCGCUGUAUUAGCGUUUUCCAUGGGCUGGUUAUGAUUGAGAAUACAGGCCAGGCAUUGCAUGUCCUUUAUUUGUAAGCUCGAUGUGGACACGUUGGAAUUCGUGCUUUUCUUAUUGUCAUGAGAGUUGAGAUGA